AUGAAGUGCACCAACUCUGAGGAUAAGCCUACAGCCUUUGACAUGGGCAGAGGAUACCAGGAACCAAGGGUGGGAAGGCGGGCAGAGGACCAGGGAGCGGCUUGGGGUGGCUGCGCCGGGCAGGGCAGGUACUCUAAAGAAGGAAAGUCUGGGCACGCCGGCCGGACUCCACCUUACGAGGGUGGGGGAAGGAGGUCCUGCCUCCUCGCACAGAGUCCAGCCCUUGGUGCUGGAGCUCCGUUUGUGAUAGGUUCGGGGAAAGUGCGGCGCUCAAAAGGAGAUAACCAGUGGUGGUUGCCCAGGAAAGGCGUGUGCUGGGAGGGAUUCCUUCUCCGAGCCGGGUUAGUUGUCUUCACUUCCGGGUGCCUGCGGAUGAGUAGGCGGGGGUCCAAGGUCAGCGGCCAGAACGCAGAUUGCUUUGACCCCUGGUCUUCUACUUCCAGCGGCACUCCGACGACCGUUGAAAAUGCGCGGGCGGCAGCAAAACGACAGCCGCGAAUUUACCACUUGCAGACCCUAAACCCCACCUCUGAAGGCCAGGCGGCGUCUCCGUGGCGACGUGCAGCGAAGUGCGGCUGCGCAAGGGUGACGGAGCGAGGGCGAAGGGGAGGGGGUGUUUUGGUUCCAGCCGCUCGCCGUCCUUUCAGACUUGUCCGUCUGAAAGCUUCUCGUUCCUUCUUUCCCUAACCCCU
Panthera uncia (snow leopard) is the source of this 692-nucleotide messenger RNA. RefSeq lists its product as uncharacterized. The record is from RefSeq and is a predicted model, not a curated record. Lineage: Eukaryota; Metazoa; Chordata; Mammalia; Carnivora; Felidae. The transcript is spliced from 2 exons. The coding region runs from base 1 to 687 and encodes 228 amino acids.